This is a messenger RNA of Dicentrarchus labrax (European seabass), 2365 nucleotides long. RefSeq names its product gamma-glutamyl hydrolase (conjugase, folylpolygammaglutamyl hydrolase) (gene ggh). NCBI's taxonomy places the organism in Eukaryota, Metazoa, Chordata, Actinopteri, Moronidae. Gene Ontology annotation, biological process: tetrahydrofolylpolyglutamate metabolic process. Bases 165 to 1127 code for a protein of 320 amino acids. The transcript is spliced from 9 exons. The record is from RefSeq and is a predicted model, not a curated record. Gene Ontology annotation, cellular component: vacuole. Gene Ontology annotation, molecular function: gamma-glutamyl-peptidase activity.
AAGCACACUGGCUACCAUUUUUCGGCAGGGGUGAAUAACUUUCUGCUAUUGUGAUAUAUUUCUGAGGCUUUUUAUUGCAUUUUAAUCGACAGUGAAAGCUGAAGAGUGGCGGGAAAGGGUGGAAGGAGAGAGGGGAUGACAAGGAAGUCGACACAACAGCGACAAUGGCGACACUAAAACCUACCGCAUUAGGUUUUACAGUUAGAAAAAUGACUUUGUUAUUGUUUUGCAUGUCUCUUUCGUGUCUGCCGUUGUAUUCCUCCGCCAGUAGAAACGACAGACCCAUUAUCGGUGUUCUGGCUCAAGAAGUUUAUUCACCAAAACCAGAUCAGACAGUUUACAUCGCUGCCUCUUAUGUGAAAUUCCUGGAGUCAGCAGGGGCGAGGGUUGUACCUGUCAUGAUCAACCAGACACUGGAGGAGUAUAAGGCACUGUUCAACUCCAUUAAUGGGAUCCUUUACCCAGGCGGGGGUGCCAGCAUUAUCUCAUCUGGUUAUGAAAGGACUGCAAAGAUCUUUUAUGAGCUGGCUAUUGAGGCAAACAAGAAAGGCGACUAUUUUCCUGUGUGGGGCACGUGUCUUGGAUUUGAACAGCUGACCUAUUUGACGAGUGGAAACACAGUACUGUCACACACCAAUACAAGCGGCGUGCCAUUGCCUCUGAACUUCACUGACGAAACCAAAGACAGCAGGCUGUUUAAAGGCUUCCCAGCUGAACUCAUGAAGGAUCUGGCCUCUCAGCCGUUGACAGAAAACUCUCACAAGUGGAGUCUGGCAGUGCUGACUUAUAACACAAAUGAGGAGCUGAAGAAGUUUUACAAAAUUCUCUCCACAAACACGGAUGGAAAAAUAGAGUUUGUGUCAACGGUGGAAGCGUAUGAUUACCCAAUUUACGGGACACAGUGGCAUCCAGAGAAAAAUGCAUUUGAAUGGACGAGGCCUUACAUUCCACACUCUCCAUCAGCAGUCAAGACCACCUUCUACAUGGCUGAGUUCUUCGUCAGUGAAGCCAGGAAGAACUCGCACAGAUUUGAUUCUGAGGAGGACGAGAGCAAAGCACUGAUAUACAACUACAAUCCUGUUUACACUGGGUCCAAGAGCGGCUUUGAGCAAAUCUAUUAUUUCUGAUUCGCUCUGACGUUUGUUUGCGGAGUGCUUUUUCCUUUUCAGCAGCUGAUUGGCUGUUUCACCCGCGUGACUUGUGAAUGUUUGCAGAUUAUUUGGCUUGUUUGAUUUAGCCUCUGCUGCUCACUCCAUCUGUUGAAUCUUAACCAAGAAGUAAACUGGAAAGAGGGCAGAUUUAUACACGCAGCGUAAUUCUUGCAAGAUUGCAAUGCGAGAUUGUUGAUUCUCGUGGAUGCUGUAGCCCGAUUUACAGCUGAGUAAUUAAAUGUCAUUACGGAGAGUGAACAUAGUGACAUUGUAAGGAAUUUUGCCUUGAAAACUUUGUUUACAGUCUACACUGCGCUAAUCCAUUGCUUAUGGAAAAAUAUUGAUAAAAUGAGAAUCUAUGUGCAAUAUAAAACCUCGUUUCCAGUCGCAGCAGGCAGAUGUUUUCAGCUGAAACGCUGUGAUAAACAAACUUUACACUGCCUUCUCAGCACCAAACAGCAAACAAGACAAUUAGCAGCUAGUUAGUGGAGCGUUUAGCAGCUACAGAGCCAGAAUAUUACUCUCUGGGUUUAUUGGAAACCAAAACAGAGGAAAUGUUGGACUUACAUUUUGUGGGUCACGUGAAUGUCGCCAUGAGUCAACGUUGUCUUCCUCUUGUUCCCCAAGUGACCAGAAAAAUCAAUACAGCUUUAAUAUUCACAAGACCAACAAAAAAGAUGAGCCAGAAAAGACUGAAGGCUGAUAAAAUAUCUAUUUUUUUAUUCUAACAUUUACCUUCAUGCCACAGUCUGACAUUAAUCUCCUUCUAUGCUUUGGAUAACAAAGUUGAGCGUCUUGAAAAAGUCCUCAACCACUGGCAAGAAAGUUCGAUGUUGCCAUUGGCAUUUAUAAAGUCCACUUUCAACUCAAUUCAAGGACAGCAACAGGAGAACAGAAAUGAAUAGUCAAAUGUAACUUCCAAAAUGCUUUAUGCACAAAUAACACUCAGGUAAUAUUGUUUCUGUUUUCUUUUCUUUUUUUUUUUUUUUUAGAAUAAAAUGAUAUUUGAAUAACAUUUACACAUCAAGCUGACGAGACUGGGAUCUCAAUCACAAUACUACUGGAAAUGUAAUUUAUGCAAUCCAGUAAGGAACAUUCAAGAUGUCAAAAUUACCAUGUGGAGCUGAGCUAUCGGGAUAGUGCUGCAAAUAACCUCUUAACAUGCACUGAAACGUAACACAAAUGGCCAUUCAAAUUAAAAAUGGAAAAUUAAA